Exophiala bonariae is the source of this 1674-nucleotide messenger RNA. RefSeq lists its product as uncharacterized. The coding region runs from base 1 to 1674 and encodes 557 amino acids. The record is from RefSeq and is a predicted model, not a curated record. Gene Ontology annotation, biological process: transmembrane transport. Gene Ontology annotation, cellular component: membrane. The transcript has a single exon. Lineage: Eukaryota; Fungi; Ascomycota; Eurotiomycetes; Chaetothyriales; Herpotrichiellaceae. Gene Ontology annotation, molecular function: transmembrane transporter activity.
AUGUCCAUCACCACCACAGGAACUGAGCUUUCGGUCCUCUCCCCGAACAGGCUCUCAGAAGGCAAGACCACUGAACUCGAUGGCACGCCAGCAUUUAAUGCCAUUACUCAGGCCUCUACCACGCCAGACUCAGCACAUAGCAGUCGUGGUGAGCCUCCCAGCCGUCCACAACGCCCGAAUAGCCCACUGCACAUCUUCCUCGCCGUCUUUCAACUAUGCAUGAUAAACUUCCUCAGCAGCUUCACCAACGGCAUCAUUACGGUCGGGCUACCAACAAUAGCGAGAGCACUUUCACUCCCUCGUUCGCUUUAUCUAUGGCCAUCGUCUGUCUACGGUCUGACGAGCGGUGCCACCCUUCUUCUGGCCGGGUCAAUUGCAGAUUUGAUCGGCGCCCGGCGCGUCGAGCUCUUCGGAUGUGUACUCCUGAGUGCCUUCACUCUUGCGUGUGGUUUCUCGCAGACCGGUAUACAGCUCGUGGUCUUCCGAGCGCUCCAGGGAAUUGCUAUGUCGAUGCACUUGCCGGCCUCGGUCUCGUUGGUUGCAGCGGCUGUGCCUCAGGGGAAAGCGAGGAACGUGAGUUUUGGAUGUCUUGGAAUGAGUCAGCCUCUGGGAUUUUCAGCCGGGCUGGUCAUCAGCGGCAUCGUGAUUGAGAAAGCUGGUUGGAGAUCUUGUUUCUACAUAUCAGGCGGUGCAAUUGUCAUCGCUACUGUCGCCGGCUUCUGGUCCUUGCCGAAAGCGCCACUAGAAGCACCUCAAGUCCUCGAGAACACCGAUCGCACUCCACUGGUGAUUCGCCUAUGGAAAGAAAUUGAUUGGAUUGGCGGCGUGAUCGCAUCGGCCGGACUCGCCCUACUCUCAUAUGUCCUGGCUAUUCUCAGCGCCAACCUCUCAGAUAUCCACAAACCCUCUACUGCGGUCAUGCUUACCCUCAGCCUUGUCUUGCUUCUAGCAUUUCCAUUAUGGAUGCAGCAUCGCGCACGGGUUGGCAAACCUGUCCUAAUCCCAAACGUCAUUUGGAAGAAAAUUCCCUUCACGUCAACCUGCAUUAUGGUCGCUUUGUCCUACGGAGUUAUGAACUCUAUGGAGCUCUUCUCCAGUCUCUACUUCCAGGAGAUCCAGAACACGUCAACCUUGUUUACUUCGCUUCGGCUGUUGCCUAGUCUUGUGGUCGGGACAGUUCUUAACUUGACUGUAGGGAUAUUCGUGGACAAGAUUCCCGCACGAUGGCUUGUAGCUGUCUCCUCUAUGCUCUGUGCUGUGGCUCCAUUGCUCAUGGCGAUUGCUGACCCGAAGUGGAGUUAUUGGUAUAUGCAAUUCUGGGCACAGGUCCUCUCACCCAUGUCUGGUGAUGUGCUCUUCACUGUCGGUCUGUUGAUCGUUUCUGACAACUUUCCUGAGCAGAUGCAGGCGCUGGCAGGAGCUGUGUUUAAUACUGUUGCUCAGUUUGGCAUGAGCUUGGGCGUGGGACUCUGUCAGGUUGUUGCGUUGGGUGUUAGUGGUGCCGAUUCUUCUUCCGGCCACGCUGGAUCCGGUAAUGAUAAAACUGAAGAUGCACAAUCACUACGAGGAUACCAGGCCAGCUUUUGGACCAUGUUUGCGAUCAUGAUUACCUGUAGUCUCGUGGCGAUCGCUGGGUUGAGAAAGGCCGGCCGGGUGGGGGUGAAGAGAGACUGA